CGAAAAUCGCGACGAGCCUCAAGAAUCAGCGAACAAUCACCCUUGAACCACACUUAGCACGAAACCUUUGCAAAGAGUUCCGAGCACAAUGGGCGACGUCGACGUAGUUGCAAACCGGUGGAGGCUGGUGGAAGUCGGCCGCGUGGUCGUUUUUGCUUCUCCCAACCAGUAUGCUGGCAGAAUUGCUGUCAUUACCGAGAUCAUUGAUCAUAAGCGCGUCGUCGUAGAGGGGCCAUCAAGCAACGCUUCUAAGGUCGUUCCACGCCACAGCGCCCGACUUGCCGAGGUUCAGCUCACACCGAUUGUUAUCAGCAAACUGCCACGCGGCAUCGGUUCAGGGCCACUGAAGGGCAAAUGGGAGGCUGCUGAGGUUGAGAAGAAGUGGGAGGAGAGUGCAUUUGCUAAGAGCCGGGCGAAGAGCGCAAAGCGAAGGCAGCUGAAUGAUUUCGAGCGCUUCAAAGUCAUGCGUCUUAGAAAGCAAGUCCGCUUCGAGGAGAAGAAGCAACUGGCCAAAAUCAAGGCAUCGGCAUAAAUUCGUAAAUCGGCAGCAUGGAAGGAUAACACGGAUUGCUGACUGAGGGAUAUUCGGGCGCUAUACCUGGCAGCAUAGGAAUUCCAAGUAUUAGCGCUCUCUUGCAUCAUGAUACUAGAUUCAUGGCUCUGAGGACAGGGGCAUAUGGCGUCUGCGUGGCGUGUAACAGUUUACACAAAUGCUUAAAACCAUUGAAAGCACUUAAAUUUCCUGUUUAUUCACCACAAUUCGUACGUCCUUACAUUAAUAUUCGAUAGCAAA
This is a messenger RNA of Verruconis gallopava, 793 nucleotides long. RefSeq lists its product as uncharacterized. Bases 89 to 532 code for a protein of 147 amino acids. Gene Ontology annotation, molecular function: structural constituent of ribosome; RNA binding. Gene Ontology annotation, biological process: translation; ribosomal large subunit biogenesis. The transcript is spliced from 6 exons. The record is from RefSeq and is a predicted model, not a curated record. Gene Ontology annotation, cellular component: cytosolic large ribosomal subunit; ribosome. Lineage: Eukaryota; Fungi; Ascomycota; Dothideomycetes; Venturiales; Sympoventuriaceae.